CCCUGGGUUUUUAUUUAAUAAUAGUCGCAACCGAAAAAUAGCCGUCUGCGACAAAAUUCAAUAAACAUUACACAAACGAAAAACGCUACCACUACCCCUCGGCUUGGUAAUAGAAAGAUGUUAAAUUCAAUAGUGUUUCGUUAGUUAACUGCAAACCCCCUUUUAAACCCACCGAUAUUUUGAGAACCAGUCAAAUCUUCAAGUUACCAAUGUCUUUCAUAGCCAUUGAAAGGGUGUUAUGUGGAUGGCCGCGCUUUUGCCGCAAACUUAUCAUAACCUCGCGGUCGCUGACCUCUGGCUUGUGGCGCGCACUGGUCAAGCAGCCCGGUGCAGCGGAAAAUGUUGGAAAACCCGGGAUGGAGCUUGGGUGGAGUUCGUGCUUUGGAAUCUCAAUAUUAAACCUCAGCAAGGCAUCCGUUGUGUACGUGGGACACCGACGCUACUCGACGUAUGAGAAGACGUCUACGCAGAUUUUAACGAAGCUCUUUCCGCAAACCUCUGAGGAGCCCAACGACGAGGAGAGUCGUGAGCGGCGGAAACUGGAGGAGGAGGAGGAGAUGAAGGAGAUGGAGCGGGCUUGGAGGCGGAUGAAGCUGGGCUUUGGGCUUUUCGGCAUCGGAGGUUUGUUGUUCUCGUUUUGGGCUAUCUAUUACUUUGGGAAACCGGCACUGGAUGAGCAGGGAAAUGAAGUUAUCGACGAUUUCAGUCGUCUGCCUCUGGUGAAGCAGUACAUGUGGCGGACAUGGCAGUCGGUGAACCACUUUCAGCGGUUCAUUCAAGAGCCGUCGAGUCAAAAACUGCUUCCUGAGCCCCUUCAAGCUCCCUACGUGCAGCCGUCGUAUACUCUGGUACUUGAGAUCAAGGAUGUGCUGGUACAUCCUGAUUGGACCUACGAAACAGGAUGGCGCUUUAAGAAGCGUCCUGGCGUCGACCUCUUUCUGAAAGAGUGUGCUAAGUACUUUGAGAUCGUGGUUUACACGGCGGAGCAAGGAGUCACUGUGUUCCCGCUGCUCGACGCCCUUGAUCCGAACGGCUAUAUUAUGUACCGCUUGGUUCGCGACUCUACGCACUUUGUUGGGGGCCACCACGUGAAGAAUCUGGACAACCUCAACCGAGACCUCAAGCGAGUGGUUGUCGUGGACUGGGAUAGGAAUUCCACCAAGUUUCACCCCUCAAACAGUUUCUCGAUCCCGCGGUGGUCGGGAAACGACAAUGACUCCACCCUCUUUGAGCUGGCGUCGUUCCUUAGUGUCCUAGGAACCAGUGAGAUUGACGAUGUCCGGGAUGUGCUGCAGUACUACAAUCAGUUCAGUGACUCGCUAUCCCAGUUUCGCGAAAACCAGCGGAAGCUGAGUGAGCAAAUGCACGCCGAGGAGCUGGGAAAAACCAGCAAGUCUAGGUCGGUUGUCAAGAACUGGACACGUGGCUUCAUAGGUCAUUGAACAGGUUGUGCGUUUGAUGUGUCCUUUAACUACUUUCAAUUCACGCAAAAAAUGUCAUUCAAAUUUCCAAAUAGAUUUCAAAGUGCUACCAUU
This is a messenger RNA of Drosophila teissieri, 1535 nucleotides long. It is a transcript of the gene ttm2, whose product is annotated as mitochondrial import inner membrane translocase subunit TIM50-B. The transcript has a single exon. Gene Ontology annotation, molecular function: phosphoprotein phosphatase activity. Lineage: Eukaryota; Metazoa; Arthropoda; Insecta; Diptera; Drosophilidae. The record is from RefSeq and is a predicted model, not a curated record. The coding region runs from base 210 to 1442 and encodes 410 amino acids.